Messenger RNA from Miscanthus lutarioriparius, 189 nucleotides. The record is from the annotation of a GenBank genome assembly. Lineage: Eukaryota; Viridiplantae; Streptophyta; Magnoliopsida; Poales; Poaceae.
AUGACGGGGUCGGCAUCUAAGCGUCCACGUCGGAGCGAGGAGCAAUGCCUAUACUACGGUGCCAAGAGGAAGAAGCACCUAUAUCUGGCGCUGGAUGAGCGCAAGAAGGGUAGGAACCUAGGAUUUAGCAUCCACAAGCUUGACACCGACAACAUGGAGGAGGAUGACCUCCCCGAGCCUGCCCUCUGA